This is a messenger RNA of Sungouiella intermedia, 3051 nucleotides long. NCBI's taxonomy places the organism in Eukaryota, Fungi, Ascomycota, Pichiomycetes, Serinales, Metschnikowiaceae. The record is from the annotation of a GenBank genome assembly.
AUGGAUCGAGAUGUGCUACGAAGACCGCUAUACCUAGUGGCUUUCCUCGGCCUCCUACUAGUGUAUUUUACCGCCUAUGAUUACCUCUUGACUCCCAAUGAAGGUGCCGACGCCGGAUCGUGCAGAGUGGUAUCCAUGUAUCCGUCGUUUGCAAGGAUCCGGUCAUUUGACCAAUCUCACACAAAGUUUGCUUCCAAGUUCUCGCUCUAUUUAUACCGAGAACAAGGAAAAGAUCCCAUUCCAAAAGAAGAGAACGAGGGUUUUCAGUCUCUCGAUGGAAUACCAGCUCUCUUCAUACCUGGAAAUGCUGGCUCAUACCGCCAGAUGCGCUCUAUUGCUGCCGAAAUCUCCAACUUAUACUUUGACGACAAUAUUCAUGUGGUAACCAACCCUAACGCCAGAAAUUUCGAUUUUUUUACCGCCGAUUUCAAUGAGGACUUCACUGCAUUCCAUGGCAGAACCAUGCUUGAUCAGGCAGAGUUUUUGAAUGAGGCAAUUCGCUUCAUUUUGCUGCUUUACCUGAAUACGUCAAAUCCUCCAACAUCGGUAAUAAUCGUGGCCCAUUCCAUGGGUGGAAUUGUAGCCCGCGUCAUGCCCACACUUCCUAAUUACGUUCUAGGAUCUAUAAACACUAUAGUCACUUUAUCUUCCCCGCAUUCAGCUGCUCCUUUGACUUUCGAUGGUGACAUCUUGAAGAUAUACCUGGCAAUCGAUAGAUUCUGGUUAGAUGCCUUUGAAGUUGAUCCCAAUUCGCUGGGAGUGGCUCAUCUGAGACUAAAAAAUGUAUCUUUGGUGUCAAUCACUGGUGGCCUCUUGGAUUCUGUGCUUCCAGCUGACUACACCACGUUGGGCUUCUUGGUCCCUCCGUCCAACGGAUUUGCCGUUUAUACGACAGGAAUUCCUGACGUGUGGACUCCGAUGGACCAUUUGGCUAUUAUGUGGUGUCGUCAAUUGAGACGUCAAUUGCUGAGAAUGCUUUUGGAGUUGGUUGAUGUCACUUCUCCUCAUAGAACAUAUCCUCUAGAAAAGCGCAUGCCCAUUAUGCGCCGUCAUUUGUUGUCUGGGUUUGAGAGCUACUCGAAGAAUGAUAGACUCCCACCUGGAGAUGCUGAUGACCACAUUAUUUUAAGGUUUGAUAACAAGGAAUCGGGUCGUGGUGCCUUUCCAAGAUACAUUUGGAAGUCAAAUGAAUCCAAGGACUUGGUAACUUCGAUCCCUUUACUGGUGAAUUCUACUAUUCUGAUAGUGUCUGAUACAGAAUUGGAUCAGGUUUUCUCGUCGAAAGGCGUUAAGAUUCUUCUUUGUCGAAAAGAGGGAAAGGGCACCAGAACUUUGGACCUCACCACACUGGUAACCAACGAGUACAUUGAGUUAGUAUGUGCUGAUCUCUCGGAUCAAACCAACUUUAUUCCUCGCUCUGCCAAGGAUGUUGAGGCCAUUGAAGAGUCCUCCUUUGAUGGUCACAAACUGCCAUUUCAUGCAUUGCGAUUGAAUCCAGAGGACUUCCAAGGAUAUGAAGAAUUGGUGAUACUAGAUACAAUGACCAAGUUGAGAAGAAAGAAAAAUUUUGUGAUUGUUGAGCGCAGUCACUUGAAGGAUACCCAAUACAACCUUGCUAAGGACAUGUUUACCUUGAUUACUAGAGGGGCUGAAGUCUCCUUGUUGCCCAGCAGUCCACUUGCUAUUAAUUUGCAUAUUUCAGGGGCAUGGUCAAGUAUUUUAUCCUACCGCUUAGAAUUAAAGGGCCUACAAAAGUUGCUGGACGGAAAGUUCGAACCUUUCAUGCGCCAAUGGAAGGAAGAACCAUACGAAACCAAAUGGCACAUCAAUUUGAAUUCACGCAGAUACAUCCUGAUUUCAAUGCAUGGAAUUGCUCCAUAUACUCCAUUCAACCAAAAGCCAGAUACCAGGGGGUUGAAUUUGGAGCUUUGGAAAGAUCCACAGUUGGAUAUGAAUGAGAACGAGAUCGAGACAAUUGAUGUUGUUCUUAAAGUUGACUGGGCGAACAGCUUAAAACUAUUGGUGUUGCGGUACAGACUCGCUACGAUUUCGCAAUGCCUUGCUAUCACUGUUCUUGCAACAAUGUUCCAGUUUGCUCAGUAUUUCAGUUCAGGAACCUUCCCAGACUACAUAUUCGGCUUGCUGAGGGUAACGCAGCGCAACGUGAUGGUUCCAAUCUUGAUCAUCCUAAUCCUAUUGACUCCUCUUACAAAGCUUCGUGCCGUUCAAACGUUUUUAAACGUGAUAGACCCGGUAGUGCUUCAUGAUCCUAAUGAAUUGAACUUGAGUUUACAUGAUGAUUUCACACUCAAUUCGUUCUUCCUUGGUUUACAAGAGCUGGUUUUAUCUGGAGUCAGUUGGGUUUUCUUUACAAUGGGUGUUGGACUCAACUUCCUCUUGUACUACGCGCUCCAGUUUAUUGGCAUUGUUGUACUCACGGCAGCGUCCCUUGUACUGGGUGUUUUCUCAAGGAUAGACAAUACCCAACAGAGAGAUGUGGAUAAUUCUCUGAGAAGGAAAUUUGUCACCACUGCCCUCAUAGUAUGUGCGGUGCUUUUCUAUCUUCCUUAUCAAUUUGCAUACAUGGUGAGCUUUGUCAUUCAGGUUGUCACUACCGUCAAAUCCAUGGCACACAAUAGAACUAGGUCGAUGUGGAACUAUCAUAUCAGUUUUCUCAUGAUGAUGUUGUGGGUUCUUCCCAUCAACGUGCCUGUACUUGUUGUUUUUGUCCACAAUCUUAAUAUUCAGUGGAACACCCCAUUCUCCUCGCACCACAACUUCAUGGCAGUUGCACCAAUUGUGGCACUUAGCGAAGUACACAGUUUUUUCCCCGAAUCAAUGCCGUUUGGCGGAGAGAAUAAGCAGAGAAUAAGCAAAAAGGUGUUUGCAAAGGUAACGUUUGCAAUUCUAGGAUACACUGUGUUUUACUGUACUAUGUAUGGUGCCAGACACACGUUUUGGCUCCACCACUUGUUCAACAUAUGGUGCAGUUGGCUCCUUAUUGGAUUCCUUGACCACAUGUACAGCCCUCAUGACGAAAAGAGCAAAUAG